AAGGCGAAGGGCAGAGUGGAGAUGGGCAGCAGACCGUGCAGCCAUCGUCAGUCGCUGGAAUUGGCUCCAAGCCCACGUUUCGGACCUGGAAUACCGAAUCCGGCAGCAAACGGACAUUUACAAGCAGAUUAGAGCCAAUAAGGGGCUGAUAGUUCUUGGUGAAGCAUCACCCCCUGAUCCUGCAGUAGAUGAUGCAUCCCGUCCCGUUAGUGCUGAAGUUAAGCUGGAGCCUGGGGCUGACCGGCUGAGUGUUUCUGGAUCCCAGCCACUAGAGAACUUGGGUAUUUCUGCUGCAAAUACUCCUGAAUCCCAUCCCGUCAAGCCCUGUGGAGCACCAAGACCCGUCAAUGGAGUUAUCAACACUCUUCAGCCUGGCCUGGCAGAACAUGCUCAGGGAGAUGGCCAGGAAGCUGAGGAGCUCUUGCAUAAAAAGCAGCGACUAAACAUGGUUUCUUCAUCUUCGGAUGCAACAUGUGUAGCAGCUCGCACUCGCCCAGUACUGAGCUGUAAGAAGCGACGGCUUGUUCGACCUAGCAGCGUUAUGCCUCUUUCCAAAAAGGUCCAUCGUAAUAGCCUGGUGCGAUGUAGCUGUGAUGUGAACCCUUCGUGUGCUCUGUGUGGCACUCGAAGCUCGACGACUGUGGAAAUCCAGUAUGAUGCCCCUUUGCUGGAGCGCCUCUCCCAACUGGACUCAUGUAUUCAUCCUGUCCUAUCAUUCCCAGAUGAUGUGCCGACGAGCCUGCACUUCCAGAGCAUGUUGAAAUCUCAGUGGCAGAACAAACCCUACGAGAAAAUGAAACCUCCCAAAAAGCUCUCGCUCAAGCACAGAGCCCCCAUGCCUACCAGCAGCCUGUCUGACCCUGCUCGCAAGGACCGCCACAAGCUGGUGAAUUCGUUCUUCACUGCAGCCAAGCGCUCACAUCAAAAAAUCCAACCAGACAAGGCACACAGGCCGCCUUUAGACGAUUUUAUGGCCGUGUCCAAGGCCGAGAGAGCGCCAGAGCGCUCGCUUGUCCAGCCUCCUGCCUAUGACAAAAAGCGAUUGCGAGACUGCUCAUCUGAGAGGAGUGAAGUGUUAAAGCAUCACACAGACGUCGGUGGCCCAAGCUACUUGUCAGCAGCUGCAACCCCCACACCUCACAGCCCUAUAGCACGGCAACUGUCCACCUCCUCGGAAGGCUCCGCUCCUGCCAGCACGAGUUCACAGGGCACCUCCAGCACAGCCCAGCCAAGGAGGAGGAGAGGCGAAAGUUCAUUCGAUAUUAACAACAUUGUCAUCCCGAUGUCCGUCGCUGCAACGACUCGUGUGGAGAAACUGCAGUACAAAGAGAUCCUCACACCCAGCUGGCGUGAAGUGGAUAUCAGUGCUCUGAAAGCAAACCCUGAUGAAGACAAUGAGGAGAUCGAGGACUUGUCUGAUUCGGCCUUCGGUGCUCGGCAUGGCAAGUGUGAAGAGAUGGAGCGGGCCCGGUGGCUUUGGAGCACGAGCAUGCCCCCGCAGCGGCGGGGCAGCAGGUCUUACAGAUCGACAGACGGACGGACGACCCCCCAGCUGGGGAACCCCUCGACUCCCCAGCCGGCAUCCCCUGACGUGGGCAACUGCCACUUCCAUUCGGAGCUGUCCCACACCCACUCACCGCGCAGCCCCAUCAGCCCCGAACUGCUCUCUGCCCCCCUCACCCCCCUCUCCCGUGACUCCAUGCGGCUUCUGUCCAGCGAGGACACCCGUUGCUCCACGCCCGAGGCCGGCCUUGAUGAGCAGGCUGUGCAGCCCUGGGAGCGACGCACCUUCCCACUCUUGUACGAUCCCAGGACGGAGUGCGAGGACCAAUCUGACCCCCAAGACCGGUCGUGGCGCUGCACCCGGCGCACAUCAGGCAGUAAAUCCUCCCGGGAGACCGAUGGCACUUCUGCUUUGCCCAACCUGGCCAGCCUCAAGAGCCGAACCCCCCUGGCGACACCCUCCUCCUCCUCUUCCUCCGCAGCAGUUCAGCGGCCAGCGCACAGAUAG
Molecule: messenger RNA, 2011 nt
Organism: Fulmarus glacialis (Northern fulmar)
Lineage: Eukaryota; Metazoa; Chordata; Aves; Procellariiformes; Procellariidae
Gene: KANSL1
Product: KAT8 regulatory NSL complex subunit 1
Exons: 13
Cellular component (GO): NSL complex
Molecular function (GO): histone acetyltransferase binding
Source: RefSeq, a predicted model, not a curated record